AGAUGCACCAUGCAAGAUGUCUAUACCGUCAAAUUGCACCGUUCGAGAGGGCCCAGCUGCUGGGCUUUUGGAUAGCGUAUUUGUCCCAUCGCUGCCGCCUAUGUUUGACUGGACGGCGAUGGUUCGCGCCAGAGCAGUCUUCUGUUUCUUCUUCUCCCUGCCGGUUAGGGCAGGAAUCUCGUUGUUCUUUCGUUUCGAUGCCAUGGCAGAUGAUAAUUUGUCGCUUUAGCUGGGUCUCGUUGAAGAAGCCAGAAUACAGUUGCUGGGCGCAUGCGCUU
Phanerochaete carnosa HHB-10118-sp is the source of this 278-nucleotide messenger RNA. RefSeq lists its product as uncharacterized. Lineage: Eukaryota; Fungi; Basidiomycota; Agaricomycetes; Polyporales; Phanerochaetaceae. The record is from RefSeq and is a predicted model, not a curated record. The transcript has a single exon. Bases 17 to 229 code for a protein of 70 amino acids.